Molecule: messenger RNA, 3345 nt
Organism: Cyclopterus lumpus (lumpfish)
Lineage: Eukaryota; Metazoa; Chordata; Actinopteri; Perciformes; Cyclopteridae
Gene: abcd4
Product: ATP-binding cassette, sub-family D (ALD), member 4
Exons: 19
Coding region: 342-2192 (616 amino acids)
Biological process (GO): peroxisome organization; fatty acid beta-oxidation; very long-chain fatty acid catabolic process
Cellular component (GO): peroxisomal membrane
Molecular function (GO): ATP hydrolysis activity; long-chain fatty acid transmembrane transporter activity; ABC-type transporter activity
Source: RefSeq, a predicted model, not a curated record
ACCGGAAGUUGGGACUUUUACUUUCACCCACCAAACAUCCGCCUAACUUCAGCGCACAGUGUAGCAAGGUAAUGGUCAGAUAGACGACAUUAAAGCUAAUUAGUGCAGCCAUGAUAAGUAAUAAUGACGGAAAUGCUGUUCUGAAUAACUGUUCGUAGUUCCCCUUCGCUAGCUUAGGUGACCGUUGUCACCGUUACCUGACGCUGACCGUUUUAAACCGUUGGUUAACGACGUUCGUCAGAAGUUAGCUCGACCUGCGGGCUGAUAUUCGCUUAAACCAAGCACGAGAAACGUAUCAGGAGUUUUUGCAAAGCAUUAGCUCGUGCCCUGCCAGAGGGCAGAUGCCUCGUGUGGAAAAGUCAAAUAGCAGAGGGACCAAAAGACCUAAAUUAGACUGGACGUUUGUUCAGAGGUUCUGCAGCAUUCAGAAGGUCCUGUUCCCAUCAUGGACCAGUCAAAGUGCCCUGAUGUUUGGGACGCUGCUCGUGGUCACUCUCACAGAGCAGCUAAUCAUUUACCAAGUGGGUGUCCUCCCGAGCCACUUCUACAGCGUGCUGGCAGACAAAGAUUACUCUGGUUUCCAGAGUCUGGUGGGCACAGCGAUGGUGCUCAUCUUGCUCAACUCCACAUUGAAAAGUAUCGACCAGUACAUUUGCAAUCGGAUGUAUGUUAGCUGGAGGAGGAUGCUAACGGAGAGCCUCCAUACGUCCUACUUCCAGGGCCGAGUCUAUUACACACUCAAUGUUCUCAGAGGGGAAAUAGACAAUCCAGACCAGCGAAUCAGUCAGGACGCAGAGCGGUUGUGUAAGCAGAUGAGCACCAUGGCGAGUCGUUUGAUUGUGUCCCCGUUCACGCUGGCUUACUACAGCUACCACUGCUUCUAUAGCACCGGCUGGAUUGGCCCUGUGAGUAUCUUUGGCUACUUUGUGAUCGGGACCAUUGCCAAUAAAAUCCUCAUGGGGCCUAUUGUGUCGACUCUGUUUGAGCAAGAAAAACUGGAGGGCGACUUCAGAUUUAAGCACAUGCAAAUCCGUGUCAAUGCAGAGUCUGCAGCUUUUUAUAGAGCCGGUAAAGUGGAGCACAUGAGGACCGACCGCAGACUGCAGACUCUGUUAGAAACUCAGAAGAGUCUAAUAAACAAAGAGCUCUGGCUUUAUAUCGGGGUAAACACAUUUGACUACCUUGGAGGUUACCUCAGCUACAUUAUCAUCGCCAUCCCAAUCUUCACUGGUAUCUAUGAUGGUCUCACUCCUGGGGAGCUCAGUGCACUCAUCAGUAAGAACGCCUUUGUGUGCAUCUACUUGAUAAAUGGCUUCACGCAGCUAAUAGACCUGUCAACCACUCUGUCCGAUGUGGCUGGAUACACCCACAGGAUUGGGGAGCUGAGGGAGGUGAUGGAUGACAUCCUACGCAAGCAGUGUGACUAUGACCCGGCAUCAGGGGAAAGCUACGACUUUGACAGUGACUUCAACGUCCAUGCGGGCCCUGCGGACACUGCCUUCAUCCUGGACCAUCUUUCAUACAAAUCUCCUUACUCAGACAAGUUGCUGGUGGAGGAUCUGAGUCUGAAAAUCAGCCAGGGAACAAAUCUACUGGUGGUGGGGAACACGGGCACCGGCAAGACGUCACUACUGAGGGUCCUCAACCGACUCUGGGAGGCACACAGCGGUUUUGUCCACAUGACCACAUGUUUCGGGCCCAGAGGAACCCUCUUCCUGCCACAGAAACCUUACCUGACUGAUGGCACACUGCGGGAACAGGUUAUCUACCCAUUGAAGGAUAUUUACCCUGCAUCAGGGUCAGUGGACGAUGACAGAAUUAUACAAUUCCUGGAACUAGCUGGACUGCCCAGUCUCCUGAAGCGGACGGGCGGGCUGGAUGAAAAAGUGGACUGGAACUGGUAUGAUGUUCUGUCUCCGGGUGAAAUGCAGCGUCUCUGCUUUGCUCGUCUCUUCUACCUGCAGCCCAAAUAUGCAGUGUUGGACGAGGCCACCAGUGCUCUGACGGAGGAGGCAGAAGCUCAGCUGUACCGGACCUGUAAACGGCUCGGCAUGACUUUGGUCAGUCUGGGACAUCGCAGCAGCCUGGAGAAGUACCAUGAUGUCCAGUUGAAGCUAUGUGGAGGAGGCCUGUGGGAGUUAACCAAGUUAAAAGGAGGCACCAGGAGCCUCGAAGAAGAAGAAGAACCGUGACUGCAGAGUCAUUUCUUUGAAAUCGUGGACAUGUAGGAAGCUUCAGUGUGGGAGACGAGGACAUGACACACUCCAGCUCAGGAACUGGGUGUUACUAACUGAGGAAUUCAGGAGUGCACUCAUCCAGUUUGAAUGUAUUCAUGCAACAUUGAGGCAGAGCUGGACCAAAAUGUUCUGGACACAAAGACAUGGUUUGGAUGGAUCUGUAAUUAUCAGAGUAAAUUCACUUAUAACAACGAAUCAGAAAAGGAAAGGACACUUAAAUCUUUCUGUACGCACCUUUUACAUUUGUUUAUUGCAUUGUUUACAAUCACUUCUUCACUAUCAAGUGGACAGCACAUUGUGGGGUUAUACAUAGUUUUAAAAAGUUGUUUUCCUGAUUUCACAAAAAAAUUAACAUUUGGCCUUUUAAAAAUAGUUUGAUACAAUUGCACAUGUGUGGGGACGUGAAAUAGUGAACGUGCGAGUAUCUCUUCCAUAUUCCUCUUUUUUUUUUUUUUAAAUGAAUGUUUUCAGGAACUGCAUCUUCAUGGUUGUUUACCACAGAGGUCACCGUGACCUUGGAUGAUCUCUUGAACUGCUGUGGGGUCAUCCAGCGUGCUGAGGUCACCCACCCCGUCCAAGUCACGUUCCACCACUUUCCGCAGCACCCGGCGCAUUAUCUUACCUGAGCGUGUCUUUGGCAGCCGCUGGACGAACUGAGAGAAGACACGAUGAGACUCGGUACACGUUUAGGUAUUAAAUGUGAACUUAAAGACGGUGAGACAGAACUACCUGGAUGAAGUCUGGACAGGCGUACUUGGCGAUCUUUUUAGAUACCAUGUUGUUUAGCUGCUGACAAAGGGCCGCCCCUUGAACCUCCACAUCAUUUUUUAGCACCACAAAGGCAUAAACCCCUGGCGACAAAGAAGUCUUUACUAUGAUCGAUGUUUUUAAAUAUUGUGGUUGACCUGAUUUUUUUUUUUUUUUUACUGAAUAACUGACUAAAGAUGAUGUCUUACUCACCUUGUCCUUUGAGGUCAUGUGAGUAUCCUAUGACGGCAGACUCAGCCACUGCAGCGCAUUGAUUCUGUUACAGAAAUCAGAGUUCAUCUGUACACUUUAUGGGAAGAAAUUUGAACUAAAUCAAAUUAAAAUUACAAUUUUACUCAAA